Klebsormidium nitens is the source of this 888-nucleotide messenger RNA. The record is from the annotation of a GenBank genome assembly. Lineage: Eukaryota; Viridiplantae; Streptophyta; Klebsormidiophyceae; Klebsormidiales; Klebsormidiaceae.
AUGACUUCGUGUCCCUUACGUCCCGAGCGCAUCGAGAACCUGUCGCCGGACGAGCUGUCUGAGUGCAAGCGGGAAGCCAAGAUGGGUUUGCAGCUGCAUGCACACUAUCUGUCGGCAUCCUCCCGGACCGUGCUCACAUUCCUGGCGGCCAACCCCGAGAUCAAAGUGGACGUCGUCGAGAAGGACUUCACCAAAGGCGAGCUGCGCACCAAAGAAUACCGUGAGAUCAACCCGAUGGGCCGCCUGCCGUUCCUGAUCGACGGUCCGGAGCACUUCCGGCUGUGGGGGGCGCUCCCGAUCUGCCUCUACCUCGAGGAGAAGUUCGGCCCGGCGGAGCUCUCAGCGCCGCUCAUUCCGGUCGCGCUCAAGCCCAAGGCGAAGGUCCACGAGUGGAGUAACUGGUUCUACCACACAAUCGGUCCGAAGGUUGGGGCGUACGUGGACCGCGUCUUCAUCAAACCCACGGUCAAUGGCGAGCCUAAGCCUGAAGACAAGGAGCUGGAGGAGCUGGCCCGGGGUGUAAACGAAGCAAUCGCCGAGCUGGAGGCGUGCUUCCCGGACGGCCAGAAGUGGCUGGUGCCCGCCGUCCCGGGCGUGGACCAGGAGGUUGGCUCCCUCGCGGACGUCCGCUGCGCCCAGAAGCUGGUCAUGCUGCGUCCGACGCCGUACGACAUCGAGGGCGCGGAGUUCCAGGAGCUGGUCAUAUCGCUGCGCCCGACGCCGUACGACAUCGAGGGCGCGGAGUUCCAGGAGAAGUACCCCAAGGUGUUCCGCUGGCUGGAGCGCAUCCAGGCGGACCCGGCCUUCCAGCGCGCCAACGAGAAGUGGACCGCGUUCCUGGAGCCGCUCGGCUUCCUCGACCCCGCGCGCAAGAAAGCGGGGGCGUGA